Molecule: messenger RNA, 1308 nt
Organism: Coniophora puteana RWD-64-598 SS2
Lineage: Eukaryota; Fungi; Basidiomycota; Agaricomycetes; Boletales; Coniophoraceae
Exons: 16
Coding region: 1-1308 (435 amino acids)
Biological process (GO): carbohydrate metabolic process
Molecular function (GO): polygalacturonase activity
Source: RefSeq, a predicted model, not a curated record
AUGCGACCUCUUCUUUACCUUCUAGUUGGAUUAAUUAUGUUACCGAGCGUGGCCGCUCUCGCCGCCACCACCUCUCGGUAUGCGAACACCUGUGCCCUGAGUCCUCUGGGCCCGGGUCGGGACGAUACGGAUCAGGUCGUUUCCGCCAUCGAGAGAUGCGGGCAUGGAGGGUUGACUGUGUUUGAGGAGGGCGAGUAUAACAUCACAAGGAGAAUGUUAUGGAACCUCACGUCUUCACGCGUCGAGCUGCACGGAUACCUGAGCUUCCAGCCGGACUACGAGUAUUGGCUGCAGAACAGCAGCACCUACCGCGUUGUCUACAUCCAGUCUCAGGCAUCCUGGUUCGUUGUCACCGGAUCAGACUUCGAGAUAGACGCGUACAACACCGGCGGGAUAAACGGAAACGGACAGCCUUGGUGGGAAUACUACACCACCGUCCCAAGACUCGGCGGCGACGGACGGCCGCUCGCGCUCACGGUCUACCAGGCGGCCCGCGGCACGAUUUCCAACUUCCGCAUCGAGGCGCCGCCGUUCUGGUGCAACUGCAUUGCGGAGUCUAGCGACAUCGUGUACGAUGGUAUGUUGUGCAAUGCGACGAAUACGAACCCAGAGUUUUAUGGCCAAAACAUCGUUCCAAACACUGAUGGGAUCGAUACCUACAGGGUCGAUAACCUGACACUACGGAAUUGGGAUAUUACUAGCGGUGAUGACUGUAUUGCCGUGAAGGGCAACACGACGAACAUGCUGGCUAGCAAUGUUACGUGCCGCGGCGGCAAUGGUCUCGCCUUUGGCUCUCUGGGGCAAUACAUUGAUCUGCCAGAUUAUGUGGAGAACGUGACAAUGGAAAACCUCCAUGUUUUGCGAAUCAAUCCUGAGAUCGAGCCCAAUAUGAUGUACGGGGUCUACCUAAAAUCUUGGAGCGGAACUGUCAACGGAACACCGCCUGAUUAUGGAGGCGGAGGCACAGGUUCCGUUAAGAAUGUGGUUAUCCGCAAUGCUUUGCUGGAUAACGUCACUACACCCGUUGCGCUGUACCAAACGAGUAAGGCAUACCCCGGUGAUGCACCGUCAAAGUAUCAGUUCGGGAACCUCACGUUCUCGAACUUCACAGGGACCUACCAACAGAACCCGCUCGUCGAUAUUGCAUGCAGCCCCGCUGCGCCCUGUCCGGAUCUCACCUUCGAGAACAUUAACGUGACACUGCUGUCAGGCGGAACACCAGUCUACCAAUGCGAAAAUAUUUUGGGCCAUACAGGUCUCCCUGGUAGGUUUAAUAAUCGGGUGCCAUGCCUUUCGCUAUGUUUCUGA